AUGGAAAAAUUGGAGAUUUACCAAAAGGUCCAAAAAGCAGAGGGGAGUCGAGGUUGUUUCACAUAUCGAAGACCAAAUGAUUAUAUAAAAAAUGGUAUGACACUCUUGGUUGUCAUUGGCAUCAUCUUUACAACAAAGACUGCCAAUGCGCAGUACUCUCUACCGAGCGACGAUCCUAUUAAAAUUGAUUUAACUCUGUUGCGUGGUGCUUCAGAAAUAGGAGCAGUUUGUCUAGAUGGAAGUGCACCGGCGUUUCAUUUCAGCAGGGGCUUUGGUUCUGGUACUGAUAAUUGGCUUAUUCACCUUGAGGGUGGUGGCUUGUGCAAUACAAUGAAGUCAUGUUCUGAACGUAAGCAGAGUCCGAUUGGAUCAUCGAAGUUCAUGGAGAAAACAGGUUUUGGCGGAAUUUUGAGUAGCAACAAGUCGAAAAAUCCAGAUUUCUAUAACUGGAACAAAGUAAAGGUGCGCUAUUGUGACGGUGCUUUUUUUUCUGGGACUCGCACCGGCGAAUAUGAGUAUAAUACAACAGGAAAACUCUUCUUCAGAGGACAGCUCAUCUGGGAUGCAGUUAUGGUCGAACUCAUGGAGUUAGGGAUAUACAAUGCUAAACAGGCUUUUCUUACAGGUUGCUCUGCUGGUGGAUUGGCGACACUCAUACAUUGUGAUAGUUUUGCAGAACUUUUUACUCCUGGAAAAGUUAAUGUGAAAUGUCUCUCAGAUGCAGGGUUUUUCAUCGACGAGAAAGAUAUAUCCGGUGGCCGUACCAUACGUUCUUUCUUUCAUGGUGUAGUAAAAUUCCAGGGUAUGGUGGCUAGUUUGAACAAAGCGUGUGUCUGUUUAUUUCCCCAAAAUUUUGUCAAGAACAUAAAGACGCCAGUUUUCCUCGUAAAUCCUUCUUAUGAUGCGUUGCAGAUAGAAAAUGUUUUGCUUCCACCUUCGGCAUACGAUUAUUGGGCGAAAUGUACAAAGGACAUUGCACAAUGUAGCCCAAGUCAGCUCUAUAAAUUACAUGCAUUCCGAGAUUCCAUGUUAAAAGUACUGAGCAAAUAUAAGCGGAACAAAAAUAUAGGAAUGUUCAUAGAUUCAUGCUUUGCUCAUUGCCAGACGGAUAGCGACAAAUGGCAUUUGCAUUCUCCAAGGAUCAACAAUAAGACCAUUGCUGAAGCAGUAGGGGAUUGGUAUUUCAAUAGAAAGAGGGUACAGUAUAUCAACAAUUGCCGAUAUCCUUGCAAUCCUACUUGUAGUAAUAAAGUGUGGGAAUAA
Molecule: messenger RNA, 1263 nt
Organism: Papaver somniferum (opium poppy)
Lineage: Eukaryota; Viridiplantae; Streptophyta; Magnoliopsida; Ranunculales; Papaveraceae
Product: pectin acetylesterase 5-like
Exons: 12
Coding region: 1-1263 (420 amino acids)
Molecular function (GO): hydrolase activity
Source: RefSeq, a predicted model, not a curated record